AUACUAAGCGAUUGCGUAUUGUGCGCAUGCGAAGUAUGUGUUACGCAAGAUUACAUCCAUGUAAUUCAGCUGUGAAGAAUGACGGUUUAGUUUUAUAGCACGUUUUAUUGCAUUUCUUAUGUAAUGUAAAAGAUACUACAAGUAUUUGCAGUAAUUUAUAUUUAACCACAACAUGACGUGAAUUAAAGGAAAUUGAGGUUAUGUCAGAUUCCUAAAUAUUAUUUACAACUAAUAAAAUACGAAACUAUGAUAAUGAUGCGAUUGUAUCAACAAUUAUUUGGACGUGGGAAAUGUUUAAAAUUUUAUCUGCUAUUUAAUCAAAGAAAAUGUGUUGUAAACUACUUGUACUCUUGCAAUACGGUUCAUACCAUGUCUUGCAUGUAUGAUAAACAUAAUUAUGAAAAUGAUAAAACACCAAUGCAACAGAAAUUAAAGUCAAUUAAGAUCUUAUCGAAUAUGGAUGAUGAAACAACAGAAUUUGCUAAAGCAGCAAAUGUUCAGACCGAACAAAAACUGACAUUUGCAAAAUUAGUAAAUAAUUCUCCACCUAAAAUAAAACCAUACCUGAAACUCAUAAGAUUGGAUAGACCAAUAGGAUCUUGGUUAUUAUUUUGGCCAUGUGGUUGGAGUAUAGCCAUGGCAGCAGUACCAGGUGCCUUACCAGACCUUCAACUUUUAUCUCUUUUUGGAAUGGGUGCAUUCAUCAUGCGUGGAGCAGGAUGCAUCAUAAAUGAUAUGUGGGAUCAAGAUAUUGAUGGGAUGGUAGCCAGAACAAAAGAUAGACCAUUGGUUACUAGGGAAAUUUCACCCCUACAAUCAUUGAUUUUCCUUGGAAGCCAAUUAACUUUGGGAUUGCUUAUAUUGUUGCAACUAAAUCUUUAUAGUAUUAUAUUGGGUGCAAGCUCACUAGUCUUAGUAAUAGUAUAUCCAGUUAUGAAAAGAGUAACAUAUUGGCCACAAUUGAUCCUUGGUAUGACUUUUAACUGGGGUGCUCUUUUGGGUUGGUCUGCAGUGCAUGGUUCAUGUAAUUGGUCUGUAUGCUUGCCACUUUAUACUGCUGGAAUUUGUUGGACCCUUUUGUAUGACACUAUAUAUGCACAUCAGGAUAAAGUGGAUGAUGUUAUAGUAGGCAUAAAAUCAACAGCUUUAAAGUUCGGAAAUAAGACUAAACUUUAUUUAUCUGGAUUCAGCACAAUCAUGAUAACAGGGUUACUUGCAUCAGGUAUAUUAACUGCACAAACUUGGCCAUAUUACACAGCAGUAGGAUUAGUUGGUACACAUGUUGCUAAUCAGAUUUAUAGUUUGAAUAUCAACAACCCUGCAGACUGUGCCAAAAAAUUCAUCUCUAAUCACAGGAUAGGAAUGAUUCUCUUUGCAGGAAUUAUUUUAGGGAAUCUCAUAAAAGAUACUAAAUGUAAAGAAGAUGACAAUGUCGUACAAAAAUCAGAAAACGAAUUUACUUUUAUCAAAGAAAAGCAACAGUAGUUGCAUCACUAUUAUAAAUGAUUAUUAAAUGUACAAACUGAAAUACUGCAGAGGCAAAUUAUAUGUAAUAGACAGAAGACACGAGGUAAAUAACUGGCUGGUUCCAGUAAAUUAAGGAAUUACAUAGUUUUAAUUAUAUGUUGGGUGCCAUAAAACAAUAUUGAUUACAAUCUUUACCAAGGUGUCUUUAGUAUCAUUGACAAUUCAACUUAUUGGAGUAAUUUAAAUAAAAAUAAUUUUUAUUUAAUACUAUUCCAAAUUUGUGAACUGAAAGGUACACCAAAGAUUACAGCAGUGUAGAUAGAAAACAAUUACUGGAACUACUGUUCUGAAAUAUUAAUUAUAAUAGACAAAAAUAUAACUAAAUGUUUUAUGUAUAUAUAUAUAUAUUGAAGGUUUAAAUGAAAUGAUAUAAUAUUAUUUAACCAAAUGAAAUCAAUUAGAAAUAAGAUUACAUAAUGUAAUUUGGUUUUCACUAUAAUAAGUAAUUAAAUUUUCUUAUUUAUUAUUUUUAGGUCAUUUUUUAAUAAAGUAUUUGAUGUGCAUA
Molecule: messenger RNA, 2032 nt
Organism: Bombus pyrosoma
Lineage: Eukaryota; Metazoa; Arthropoda; Insecta; Hymenoptera; Apidae
Gene: Coq2
Product: 4-hydroxybenzoate polyprenyltransferase, mitochondrial
Exons: 7
Coding region: 247-1485 (412 amino acids)
Biological process (GO): ubiquinone biosynthetic process
Cellular component (GO): mitochondrial inner membrane
Source: RefSeq, a predicted model, not a curated record